This is a messenger RNA of Dunckerocampus dactyliophorus (ringed pipefish), 6445 nucleotides long. It is a transcript of the gene kcnj12a, whose product is annotated as potassium inwardly rectifying channel subfamily J member 12a. The transcript is spliced from 2 exons. Gene Ontology annotation, molecular function: inward rectifier potassium channel activity. Bases 567 to 1868 code for a protein of 433 amino acids. Gene Ontology annotation, biological process: potassium ion import across plasma membrane; regulation of monoatomic ion transmembrane transport. The record is from RefSeq and is a predicted model, not a curated record. Lineage: Eukaryota; Metazoa; Chordata; Actinopteri; Syngnathiformes; Syngnathidae. Gene Ontology annotation, cellular component: plasma membrane.
GAUUGAUAGAGGUGUUCAUUUAUUAAGCACUGAGGGACAAUCUUAUGGGAACUGUGAGGGACUGACUUCGCAUCGGAGAAGACGACUGAAAGGAUUUGAUUGAGAAGAUAACACAAAAAACGGAUGUAUAAAAGUCAGAUUAUUUUUUUGGUGACUUGGGAUAGUGCUUGAGCCACAUUUUCUUAUCGGACCGUGUAGAAGCACUGCCAGCAAGGAUGAAGAAAUGUAAAGGGUGUCUUAUGAUGCCCAGGAAGAUGUGGCGGUUUACUUGGGUAUUAGACUAAAACACAAGACGGAAGAGCUGCUGCGAUAAGAGCUGAGAAUGCCUCAGUUUGGUUGACAUGGACGCCAGGUGAGAAGAUAACACCUUUUAGUCCUGUGCGCAGCCUGGGAGAGGACAGGUAGAAAUAAAAGGGAUUGGACUCAAGCACAAGACUCCCUCCCGACUCCUGGCUCUCUCAAAUGCAACUUCCCUUGUGAUCGAGCUUUGAGGACACCUCCAUCACACACUGGGACUCCAGGCCAGCCCUUCAGCUUCUGAUCCUGCCACCGGAGGUGUCGGGAGCAUGAGCGUGGGAAGGAUCAACCGCUACAGCAUCGUGUCGUCCGAGGAAGAGGGCCUCCGCCUCACGACCAUGCAUGGCAUGAACGGUUUUGGCAAUGGCAAGAUCCACACACGCCGCAAGUGUCGUAACCGCUUUGUCAAAAAGAACGGGCAGUGCAAUGUGCAGUUUGCCAACAUGGACGACAAGUCACAGCGCUACAUGGCAGACAUCUUCACCACAUGCGUCGAUAUUCGCUGGCGAUGGAUGCUGGUGGUCUUCACUCUUGUGUUUGUGGUCUCCUGGCUUGCCUUUGGUUUGGCCUUUUGGGUCAUCGCUUUGCUGCACGGGGAUCUGGAUAACCCAGCAGGAGAUGACAACUUCACUCCAUGUGUCCUUCAGGUGAAUGGAUUCGUGGCUGCCUUUCUAUUCUCCAUUGAAACACAGUCUACAAUAGGUUAUGGCUACCGUUGUGUCACUGAGGAGUGCCCAGUGGCGGUCUUCAUGGUGGUGUUCCAGUCUAUAGUGGGAUGCAUCAUUGACUGCUUCAUGAUUGGUGCCAUCAUGGCCAAGAUGGCGAGGCCUAAGAAGCGAGCACAAACACUUUUGUUUAGCCACAAUGCUGUCAUUGCAAUGCGGGACGGUAAACUGUGUCUCAUGUGGAGGGUGGGAAACCUUCGCAAAAGCCACAUUGUGGAGGCCCAUGUCAGGGCACAGCUCAUCAAGCCUCGGAUCACAGAUGAAGGGGAGUACAUUCCUCUGGACCAAAUAGACAUCAAUGUGGGCUUUGACAAAGGUCUGGACAGGAUUUUCUUGGUUUCGCCCAUUACUAUUCUCCAUGAGAUAGAUGUGGAGAGCCCCCUUUUUGGGAUCAGCAAACAGGACCUAGAUACAGCCGACUUUGAGAUUGUCGUCAUCUUGGAGGGGAUGGUGGAAGCAACAGCCAUGACCACUCAGGCUCGCAGUUCCUACUUGGCCUCUGAGAUCCUUUGGGGCCACAGGUUUGAACCUGUCUUGUUUGAGGAGAAGAACCUUUACAAAGUGGAUUACUCACACUUUCACAAAACUUACGAGGUCCCGUCCACCCCCAGAUGCAGUGCCAAGGACAUGGUGGAGAACAAAUUCCUUGUACCCAGUUCGAACACAUUCUGCUACGAAAAUGAGCUAGCUUUCCUCAACCGGGAAGAUGAGGAGGAGGAUGUAGGUGGUGGUAGUAGGGCACUGGCAAAUCUCAGUCCAGACCGGAACAGCCGGCAUGAGUUUGAACGCUUACAGGCCACCAGGGCACUGGAUCAAAGGUCUUAUCGGAGAGAGUCUGAAAUAUGACCUCUUAAAAACUUAAACGCCGAACAAUGCAAAGUGCCAUAGGAAAAGCUGACUAAUGUGGCAGGAUAUGAAAAACAAGUGAUAUACUGUAAAGAAUGUGCAAAACUAGGAGUAUGCCGUUUAGGAAAUUGGAUCUACAAUCAAGGAAAUGACUAGAGAAAGACCUUCUUCCUUCAUGGAAACUUGAAUCUUUUUUCACAUGCUCACUUUGAAUUAAGAGUGUUAUAAUAACAACACACGGAGCUAUGACAAAUUGUGUAAAUACAUUUCUUAGUGCACUCUCAGUUUCUCAAAGCACCAAUGAAAAGUAGAAUGCACUCUGUCAACUUCUUCUUGAGAACAACAUUCUUAUUGUGUAAUUUGCUGGACAUGAGUUCAGUGACACAUUGAAAAUUCAGAUGCAGUGAGCCAUAAUAAAACACCUGAUCACGAGCCACUGAGAACAACACAAUUAGACAUUCAUUUGGGUUAUGUUGUUAUUUCUAAAGUCAACAUUACUUGUACUGUUAAGGGAAAAAAACGUACUGACUCAAAUGCAACAUGUAGUGGUAAAUAUACUGUAUCAAACAAAAGUGAAUAGACCUUCAUCACCACCUUCUCAAGUGACAAUACUAAAGUAAAAACUGUUGUCAGCUAUUUAGGCAAUAAUGGCUGUGUGUUGAUUUUCAGUGGGUAGGAAAUCUAUACUGCUAUACAAGCUGCACACUAACUACUCUAAAGUAUAUCCACAUUACAAUACUCACUUUUGUGAGAUACUGUAUACUGUAUGAGCUCACAGCCUGGAUGCACACGUCUUAUAACAAGAAACCGUCAUUAUAUAUUAUAUUAUACAUUUUUUAGGGGUGUCACAAGAUCUUGUGUCACAAGAUCUCACAAGACUAAAAUGUGACAAGAUUUCUCAUUCUGAAAAAAAAUGUCUCGUGGGCACUAGGCCUGGGACGAAUAAAUGAAAACGAACUGGAUAAUUUUGCCGGUCUCAGUAUAUGGCCAUGUGCAUGCGUGCCUGUUCUCCUCGUCUCCUGCCUACAAAAAGACAGGAAGAGGAUUCACUCUGUGCAUUGGUUUCAGCACCUUGGCAUGUUUGUUCUACAGAACAACGGAGCCCUUUUGUCAGUCAUACAGUCUCUUUGUCUCGGUGGGCUGAGAUGGGGCUGGUAGCAUACACACAGAGUGCAGAAGACUGUAACAUAAUAGAAAUUAAAUGAGUAGAUUGCAAUAUAUUGUCAUAUUUUUUUAGAUUUUUUCAUUGUACUUUUCUUAAAAGUAAAAUCUUGUCUGGUCUCGUUCUCGUAGACCUAAUCUCGUGUCUUGUGAACUGAGUGUCUCGUGACACCCCUAAUUGUUACACAUUAUAACAAAAUUGAGUGUGGACUGAGAGCGGGCAUUUGGGAGCAUUGUUUCAAGGAGCACCUUAACAUGUUUGUUUUACUUUCUGCUAUUUAAGCAAAACCUUUAUAGGAGUAUGUCAAACAAAAUAUCACACAUGAGUUUUUUUCUCCCAUUGCAUUCAGAAACAUCAACUCUAUACGAACAAAAUAUCAAUCAAAUCAAUCUUUUUUCCCUCUCUUCAUAAAUUAAUAUAUGCAUAUUGUUAAUAAUGUCAGGGGGUAAAUAACAAAUCAUAUUUAAAGUACUACUAUUUCAUUGCUGACACAUUAUUUUGUCUCGUACAUAAAUCACAAUAUUGCUGAUCAAAAAUCCUUAAUAUGUCAAGUGCUGCAGAAUAUAUGCAGAAAGCAUCCUAAUGUAUUUCUUUGGCAAGAGAUCCUCUCAUUGUCAAGUAUUCUAAAUAAACUCAACUACACAUUACAAGGGCAAACAUGCCAACAAAUCACUAUACGUUAUGUUAAUAAAGAGACAAAAGGGAGAAUUUAUUUGCCAAUUUAAUGUAGCACUACCCUUUAAAGUGAUACCUCGCUUUUCGUCAUUAUUUAUUUCCAAAAACUCAGGCUAAAAUUAAAACGUACGCAAACUGAGGCAAUUUUUCUCAUAGGAAAUCAUGUAAAUUCAAUUAGUUUCAGACACCCAAACACAUUAGCAAAAAAAAUACAUUUUACAGAAAAUAAUUAGUUUUACAUGCAAAAUAAUUGUAAUUUAUGGAGUCCCUUAAGGGACAUGGAGAAAAAAAAAUGGUAAGUAAAAAAAAAAAAAAAAAAAGGAAGGAUUUUUGCGAGAUCUUGCAAAACUACAGUACAGGCCAAAAGUUAGGACACACCCUCUCAUUCAAUUCAAUUCAAAUUUUCUUUAAUUUCAUGACUAUUUACAUUGUAGAUUCUCAAAACUAUGAAUAAACACAUGUGGAAUUAUAUACCUGACAAAAAAGCGUGAAAUAACUCUAAAUAUGUCUUAUAUUUUAAAACAUAUAUUUUAUGUCUUAAAAAUUUUUUUGAUAGCACUGCAAACUCUUGUUCUUCUCUCAAUGAGCUUCAUGAGGUAGUCACCUGAAAUGGUUUUCACUUCACAUGGUGCCUUGGCAGGCAAUUUCUUGCCUCAUUAAUGGAGUUGGGACCUUGGGGUUGUAUUGUGUGUGUCCAAACUUCUGGCCUCUACUGUAUGUGAAGCUACAGGACACACUUUUGGUCAUAGCUUGCCUCCACAUAGCAAAAAUUGGGUAGAAAUCCAUAAUUUAAUUUCCAUCUUCAGCAUUUGCGCAUCCCUUACUGCACAAAUGUAGACGUAUAAAGUGAUAUUGUGACUAUAGGAAUUCCGUGAUGGUUCUUCGGUUCAUCUUUUGAAAAUAUAAUGCUAACAUCCGGUCCAAGCUAGUGUUGCUGGAAAAACAUCUCUUUGAGUACUCGAACUUGAAAGGAAAUACAAUGAUUAGCCAUACAAUGGAUUCUUUCACUUGUGUGCACUGCUUGUCCUCUAAGUAAACAGUCAUAUCAGAAACUCAACGAAUGUGCUGCUCUUAAUUUGAAGUUUCAAUGCAAACAUCCGCUUUGAACACGAAAGUAGAGGAAGUACAAUGCUCUUAAUGUAUGUAGUUUUGUGAGAUCUCGCAAAAGUAUUGUGGGAUCCCUCAAAAAUUCGUUUUUCUUUUUUUUUUUUACCCAUCAAUUUUUUUUCUCCAUGUCCCCUCCGUAGUAAAUGACGAAUGGAUCGAACUUAUUGUUGAUGCGGAUUUCCCUUACAUCCUGGUGAUAUCAAAUUCAAUAGUGUUUCUCACUACUUUGUCAAAGAGCUGGAACUGCUGGAACUUUAUUUGGCUCCAUGGCAGGUUAUUUAGCAGUCACACUCAAUAAGAAAUGCAUGGACAGUGAGUCAAUAACGCGUAAGGUUCUUUGUUAACGCACUUGAUUUUACGAAACGAUACAGUACAGGGCAAACGGACUAGUUUGCUACAGCCAAUAUUAUACGAAAACCAAGACAUGGUAUGAAAACGUAGGCAGAAUUUUACAGAACAUUAUAGAGGAAGACCAGGGUGUACAAAAACCGGUCUAAAGACAAACCACAGUAUGAGCUAGUUUAAAAUGAAAGUGAACAGUACAGUCCAACAUGUUUAUGUUACAUUGUAUGGAAAACUGCAUUUUAGCAAUGUGCUGAUGGAUAAAAUGCAUUGGACCAAAGCGUGGAUGGAAGCAAUAAACACUUAUUGUUUUAAGUGCGGAUGGAAGCGUGGAUGGAAGCGUACCAUUGAGUUCUUCACAGUUAGUUUUUUUCCCCUCACUGGUUAUUUUGAAAAACACUGAUUAUUAAUAUUUACUUUUGUGGAAGACUUGAAUAAUCCCAGAUAAGCACACAAAAUGAAAUAAUAAAUACUUAUCAUAGGUCAAAAGAAAUCUAACAAACUAAAAUAUUUGCUGUAAGAAGUUAAAUAAUACUCACCACUGAGUUGGUUUGAAAUACCUCGAACCACGAUUAACACUACAUACCGUAGUGAUAUUCUGUCACAAUAUACUAUUAAACAAAUGCUGUUUGUUUAUAGAGUUAUAUGCAGUAAGAGUGUGUGUAUAGAAGGAAAACUUGAACUGAAAGCUCAGGAAAGGACCGUGAAAUGUUUGCAAUGUUGGUCACGAUGUCUGCAUUUUUAUCAGUUUUAUCACUUUGAACCCCACACAUGGACUCCUUGUUAUUUUUCCUAGGCAUGAACUGUGAUAUAAGGAGAAACAUUUAUCAGCUCAUUGCCUUCUGGGAAGGAUUUAUAUGCUGAUGUUUCCCUGAAAGUAAGGUGAAGCGCCACACAAUGUCCUUUCCUGCAUAGUUUAAUCAUUUCAAAUGAGAUUAUGUCAGAUUUUCUUUUGCUGUCAUCCACCUGAGCCCUUAAGAAUAACCACACAUGUUUUAAAUAAUAAUAUGAAAAAAGUCUAUAGCGUAAUAGUAUAGUGACAUUAUAGAACUGGCUGAAUACAGCAGCUUAUUUUUAUACAACAUUCUUUUUGAUAGAAUUGUCAGAAUUCAAAAAUGAAUCACUUUGGGGAGGAUGGUUUAAUUUUCAUUUUAGCACAUAUUUGAACAGGUAUUUCUCUUAAAGGGAUGAUUGGAAAAAACCUUUGACCUCUGUAGAAGUCUUCCUAAGUCUAGUAAAUUGUCUACUGGGCUUUUGAUUUUCAUUCAGUCAUUUAAGUAAUUCAAAUAAA